This is a messenger RNA of Spirodela intermedia, 18646 nucleotides long. Lineage: Eukaryota; Viridiplantae; Streptophyta; Magnoliopsida; Alismatales; Araceae. The record is from the annotation of a GenBank genome assembly.
AUGGAGUUCUUGUUAUUUCCCUCAUGCACAGAAAAUCAGGUACUGGAUGCAAUGGAGAAAUCUGACUUGAGUAAAAAACUAUGUAUGCGAAUGAGGUUGUGGGAAUUUCCUGAACAAUAUAUCAUUGAGCCUACAGAUGGCAGUUUAGAGACAUAUGUGGCCAUUAGUCGUGCGGAUGGGUCAGUGAACUUGAUUGGUAAGCUUCAAAGGAGAUGGCAACUUGUUAUCUGCUGCCACACCACUUCUUUUGUUAGAAAGUAAAUUUGAUUCCUUAGUCUUCGUUUGUGGGUUUUUAAUGUUAUUAUGAGAAAGAAUCAUAUACGAGGCAUAAGUUUUCGAAAACUUAAUGCAUAAAUGUAGGCCAUGCAGCUUAGUAAGGAGUAAUAUCUUUCUUCUCUGUGGAGAAAGGAAGAUAUAAAUAAAUGGUGGUUUCUCGGAGGAAUAAUAGGUUGACAGUAAAUUGAAGAAAUCUGAGUUUCUUAAUGAUGAGUCUGGUCUAGAAAAAAAAAAUAGUUUACAUCUUUUCCUACCGUGAAAAUUCUUGUAAAAGGUUUUCAGUUUUGAAAGGAAAAAUAACUUUGAACAAAAAUGGCUCGGUCUGUUUAUGGAAUUUUAAUACGUAUGUGAGUCCAUACGGUCUUGCAAGUGGUUCAGGUGGUAUUUCUUGUUUUACAGGUGAAAUUCCAGUAUCUGGCACCGUGACGUCACCCAAAGUCCGAUCAAUCUUUGGAGUUCUUGGAAUACUGAAGCUUGUAGUAGGCAAGUCCAGCAGUUUCUUCUUUAUUAUUUUAUGGACUACUUUCAUUCCUUUCCUUCUUCGACGAGUGGAAGGUGCUGCUGCAUCUUAAAAAGAAAAGAAGAACAUGAUAUAAUACUUCUGUUUUCUUUUAGGUGAAAUAUUGUUUUAAAUAACAUUGUUUCAAAAAGGAAAGUGCUAGACCAUAUGACCAUUUUAUUUGGGUCUGUGAUAAAUGAAAGGUUUCCACUACAUUAGCAUCCCAAUAUUCCCUGGAAAUUAUCCUAUCAGCUAUUAUUGACCACUUGUCAAUUUUCGGCCCAUUUUUUUGUUAUCCCAAAAUCCCUCGCUGGUGACUACCAUCAUUUGCUCAAACUGGAAAUAGUUUUGGAUUCUACGCUCCAAAAUGAAAAGACGCUAAUUUCAAUCAUCCAUAAUCUUGCAACGUGUUGAAAUACCAAAAGACGUUGAGGAUGUAACACACAUUUUUCAGGGAAAUUUCACGGGUAAAAAUUACAUCAUUGUUCUGAAAUGAAUACAAUUAAAACUUACCAGAGAAGCCAUAAAACAGACUAGGGAAAUCAUUUGACCUGGAAAUAUUGGUUAGAGCUUUCGAUUCUAAUUGCAGAAGACAGUUGGGAAAAAUGAAUGAAGACCUGUUUUUACCGUUUUUACUUAUGGGUCUGUGGAUAACAUCUUCAAUACUUAACCGAAUAGAAUGCCCUUAAAAACUAUUUUCAACUUACUAAAUACAUGCGAUGUCCACGAGACGAUUCUCCAAUUUUUUUCAGGCUUUCUAUUUUAUUAGGUCAUGGCUGAUUUUAGCUCUCUAUAGUGGGCAUUGUUUUGGUUGUCUAUAAAAAAUGAUUGCCUUAAUAUCAGAUGUUUAGAUAACUUCAGUUAAAUUCAAAAGGAGCCUCAGAAUCAGUCUAUAGUCUAGAACCUUUGUUGACUAGAAGAGGGAUGUGAGGUGUUCAAGUUUAUAUUGGAACGUUCUUUCAAUAUACGGGUUUCAUUUGUCUUCAUUACAGGGUAAUUUUGGAAUGGCUAGAAAAGGUGGCUGUUCUCAAGAAACAUUAAAAAAAAAGUAUGCUUUUUAGUUAUAUGAUUUAAGGCUGAUCUUGCUACUUAUUAGAAGGUUCAGUUCUCUCCUCAUAUGCACAUGUUAUGUAUUGUGAGGAAGGAGAAGAGGUUGAGGUUGGGGGGACAAGAUGCAAAGCGGGUGCCAGAGAGAUAGGGAUGGCUAGUUGAUAGAAUCAGUGGGGAAAGGGAUAAAAAGAGGAGUAGGAGAGGGGAACGAGGCAUUAACAGUUGUACCACUUGUAAGGGUCAGACAUGUCAAACUUCGUGGUGAUUGAAACUCAUUCUCCAUCUUCCUUGAUUAACAAAUGUAGACUUGCUCCCAUUCCUACAUGUAAGGUAGACUUUUGUAGCCUGUCCUUGCUCCCAUAUGUAAUACGCCAAAUAAUGCCAAAAGUCCCCUCUAAAUGUAUCGCCUAAUUUUUAAUUAUUGAAAUAAGGAGAAGGAUCUCUUGGCUGUUUAAAUAGAAAAAUGCUCCUAGUACCGUCCACUGAGACCGUCAAAAAAACUGAUCAUUUGAAAUCAGCUGUUGGUAUGAGACUGAUGCUUAAGCCAGUGAGGAUCAUAUACCUAAUUUAUCAAACCAUGUGUCGGUCUAUUUUUACGUUGUGAUUAAAAUAAAAAAAUAAUUCUUAAUUACGCGUAUUUUAAAAAUUUAAAAUUUAAGCAAUGGCCAUUUUGAUUAUAAAAAUGAUACUUUCCUAACGCUUUGUAGCUUGCAUUUGUUUAGUUUUUCUUCUUGAAUUUAACUGUGGAUGCAGCUCUGGGAAAAAAAAAUUAUUUUGCUCUGUGCUUUGUUAAACAGGAGGCUACUUGCUGGUGAUAACUGAGCGGGAAUGUGUUGGUUCAUACUUGGGCCAUCCAAUCUUCAAAGUUUCAUCCCUACAGAUUUUGCCAUGCAACAAUUCUCUACACACCUCCAAUGAGCAGGUCAAUUUUUUUUAUCAUGUUUAUUUUCCUUGUUAAGCACUGGUUCGCUAAAGUUUUUGAUGUUCCUGUAUUUUAACAGAAACAAUUGGAGCAUGAGUUUUCUAUGCUCUUAAAUGCUGCGGAGAGAACUUCUGGGUUAUACUUCUCCUAUGAUGUUAACCUGACACUAAGGUUUGUCGUAUAUUUGUGACUACUACCUUUCUGCAGCGCAUUUAUCUUUGCUGCUGGACUCUCUUCGGUUUUGUAUCCCUUUAUAGUUUAUAUUCCUUUGGAUAUAUUUAUUGCUGCAAUGUUGUUACUUAAAAAAUGGCUUUUCUUGCUCUUGAGUGGGGUAGGCCAUUGGAAGAUGUGAUACAGACCUCAAGAACAACAGAAUUUGUGCUGCCAUUUGCUUCCUUGCGUUUGAAUUUCUUAUAUGUUGUAUAUGAGUGCUAUUUCAAUCCUGUAUAAUGCACUAGAAUCAAUAUGAAUUAUUAUGAUAGUGCUGGAAAGAAAAAAAUCUUAAUUUCAGAUGUACAAAUCAGUCAUCAUUUGAAAUUAUCAAUUACUCAGUGACCUACCAACUGACAGGAUGUACAUCAACUCCUUGAAAAUGGUAAUUAAAUCGGCCAUGUUCCAUGGUUAAACAAAAUGUUAAAAUUGCCUAGAAUGAGAAUGUAAAGUGAAUGAAUGACAAUCGGUAAUGAUUAUAUUAGAAGGUAUGCGUGAAUCACGUGUGGAGAGAUAAAUAGGGUGUUCAGUUGUGUAUGUGACAUGAUCAAAGAGUGGAUAAUACUGAUUCGUAAUGACAAUGUACAAGAAUGUAUGAUUUUUGGCUCUUGGGUUAAUUGGAGUGGAUGAUACCAUCUUGAUGUGGUACAUUGGUAUUGUAAAGGGAUUCUUUGAGGGUCCAUGGAAAGAGGCAUCUGCAUCCUUCCCCUUUUUUAGUAUUUAAUCAUUACAUGGUACCUAUACAUAAAAAAUAAAUACGUAGAGAAUAAUCUUGAAAAUGCCACAGGUGGUUGUGCUCGUUAGACGAGGACUAUGAAUACAUCAAUACUCUGUGGUUUGCUUCAUUGGUGCUGGUUCACCAUCAGUUGCAGCAGGCGAUUUAGUUUUGAAAGAUCCAAUACCUGACAUGCAUAGGGCAUUGCCUAGUAACGUAUGAACUUGUUAUCAAGGGGUUAUGAAUAUAGAAUAUUGUUGGAUAAAGAAAAAUCUGCCCAAACCUACUCUGAUUAGAAUAAGCUCAGGUUCGAUUCCAGUCUAGCAUCAACCGUGUUUUUGGGCAUCAUUCAGGUUUGCGGCGAAUAUUUUUAAAAUACUUACGUAGACAGAUAAAAAGUGUCAGCUCAUGUACACGGCUGAAUAAAAUGAAAUAAAGCACAACGCCGAUAAUUUUAGUAGGUUACUGUUUUUGCUAUUAGGUUUAUGUCUUCAACAUGUAUCAACUUGCUGUUGCUGCGCUGCUCAAAGGGGCCAGGUCAGACCAGCAUACUGGGUUCUGUUAUGGAGAAAUUUUUUUGGAUUUGGAUUCUACCACAUAAGAAUUAUAUUGUAACAUAUAAAAUCUCGGAUUCUCUUUUGAAAAACCAUUACUAGAUGUCCUUCGAGUAUCAUAGUAUAUGUAAUUAUAUUAACAUUCACGAUAAAGCAAAAGUAAGGCCAUUCCAUUUCGACGAAAGCCCAAACCCAAGUUCCCUAGCUCUAUCCUGAUCAUGAUUUUCCUACCCUCAUAGGUAAAGGACCUAAGGAUUCGAACCCCUGUCACCAUUGUUUGCAGUCACAUGGUCUAACCCUCUGAGCUACAGGCCCUGCGCUGUCUCCACCCAAUCUGUUCACAGGAGUACCCUCAAAAAGGAAUUCUUAUAUAGAGAAAGGCACUUUUUCAUCUUAUCUUAACUUGAAAGAAGAUUUUGAGGAGGAAGAGACAAAAGAAAGAGAGAAAAAAAAAGUAAAAAAAAGUAAAAAAUUGAACGUACAACAAUAUCAGGAACUUGAUGUAGCAUUAUACUUUAUAAAGGAAUUCGUUGUUCCUGACACUGCUUCACCUUAAUUGUGGCAGUGCUAUAUGCUAUGGGUCUCAGAGAACGUAAAAUUGUGAAAAUAUUCAUAUCAUGCAGACGGUAGAAUGAGUGACAUUGUUGCAGUCUAAAUUUUUGGUAGAGGCAGGCUCUGGCAUAUCAGACUGCAGGCCCGAGACCGUUGCCAAAAGUUUCUUGUUCACAAUUUCACCUCUUUGCUGGCCUGUCUUUCAAGUAUUUAUCACAAAAGAUAGGGCUUGAUCUUCAUCUGAAAAUUGACCGAAAAAUGCUUGCUUUAUUUUAGUUUAAAUAAAAAUUGAUGUUACCUCUAUUUCUGACAUUUGUUUUUUGAUUUUUGUGAAAGUAGACUCGAGUUUUUUCUUGAAUCUGGCUUCUUUUUUGCUUGUAUCUUUCUAUCCUUACCGCUUGUUUAUAGAAAUUCAGUUACCAAUUAGUCUCUUCUGAUCGUGUAUCACAGCUUUCAAAGAUUACAUGCUUUAGACCAGGAAUCGAAACUACUUCCUCUUUGGAGACAGGUGCAAUAGUGUAUAGCUAACUUGAUUGUCAUUCUUUUUUACAUAUAUUCUUUUCGAGGACGGUUGCUUAUUUUCCUUUAGCUCAUCAUAGGUCAUGUCACUAAAGAAACUUGCUACUUUGAUAAAUUACGCGCAGUACAAUGUUCAACGGUUCUGGCCGAGAAUCAACUGAUGAGCAUGUUAAACAUCAUCUAAGGUUGAUUAAGUUUUCUAGAAGAAAAGCAAUGUCCAGCCGUAUCCACUGUAUUAGUGUAAAGUUCAUUAGUUAAAAUGCCUUCAGAUUAGUGAUUUUUGAUACGAUAUAUACUGUUUUCUUCUAUGUGGCAAGUAUAUAUUAUUAACUGUACAUUUUUUGUGUCAAUUAGUUUAAUUCUAAGUAGUCAAGAUGCUACAACUUGGUGCUUUUUGUCGAGUAACAAUCAAAUUAAUGUUCAAGGCUCAUGUUCUUACCUGAGGUGCCGAUGGCAAGUGAGUGAUAUUUGUGGUACAUGGACACUUUGAAUUGAUCCAGAAAAUAUAUCACGAAAAAUAAUUCUUUCAGACCUGUAGACGUAUAAAAGCUUUUGACUAUUUAUGGACAAAAAAAGAAAAGAAAAUUCCUAAUCACUAUGCCGAAUGGAAUUGCUUUAACUCAAGUAAAGAUCAUUCACAGGUUUACACAAUCCGAUAAAUAUAUGCUAAUCUGUUUAUACGUUAAUCUAAAACAUGUUUUAGUUAAGAGAUGAAAUGUAUGAAACUCAUGUAAAGUUCCAUUUACUUCUAUCAGUAAUGUGAUGAUCACACUUUUUGAUGUAAUGUCAGUAGCUGAGUAUGGAUAUAUAUAUUGCUUCUUUAUGUUGCAUUAUGAAUUGUUUAUCCCAUCCAAGUCUUCUAGCAGCUCUGGAGUGUAGGAGACGUCGAUAAGGGGAACGAAUCACUGCUCUCCAUGGGAGACUUAGGGUUUAUUCGGAAUAACCUAAAAACUCUCGCAUUCCGUUGGGUGUUUUUGGGUUGAUUAUGUUUUCUUUUUUCUCUUCUGGGGGAAAUAUUGAGUGAGAAAAUGCUAUGUCAGUAAUGAAGGGUGAUUCUACCAUUUGUUGACUCUACACCGUUUUGGUGUGGAUCAUUGUUCUUGCAUAUUUCUGAGAUUUGAUUGUACUCACACAUGUAUUUUCCUUUAUGCUUUAGUACGGUGUAUUGCAAAUUUACUUUCCCUUUUUUUUGUUUCCUGCUUUCAUCAUGAGUGAGUGUUCAGUGGCUGCUCUACCCUUGGUUGUGAAAGUUGCACAGAUCACCUUUGAUGUAGCAAAAUAGACCAAACCAAAGAUGAAUAUAAUACAUUGAAUUGAAUAAACUGCUAUGACCAAAAGGCAGGUCUAUUAAUGAACGAAAAAAUUUCUAUGCCUAUUCUUAUAGUCUGUGCACUCAUUACGAUGAUCGCCAUGAAAAUAUUGUUUAUUGAAUUGAGUGGACGGGAUAAUAGCCAGAACUGAGUGGAAAAUAUUGCCCCUUUAUGAGUUCUCACUGGAAACUUACUUUCUUCAAUAUUUCUCAAUCUUCUGAUUAGAUAAUAUUUUUAAUCUGCUUGGAUAUUAAAAAUUAUUUAUAAACUUCUUAACAGCAUUAAGGCUAUUGUUUAUUGAAUUGCAUCUCGAUAUUUUGAUGAUUUUUUAGGACUCGGUAUUACUAAGCAUGUGACAUAACUCGAUGCAUCUCAUUAGCUCUUGUUAAGAUGCCGUAUGAUUUCUUUGACAUUUUUUAUUUGGUAGAUGAAAAGAAAGUUUCUUGUAAAAUAUUUCUUUUAGUUGCUUUCAGAUUACAGUAUUAGCUCUGAACUGCUAUUUUCUUCAGGCUGAUCCUCGGUUUCUUUGGAACAAUUACAUGCUGGAAACUCUCAUAGAUAAUAAGGUAGGUCUUUCCUAGAAACAGUGUCCUUUUUAGAUAUCAGUUGAAAUCUUUAAUCUUUUAUGCCUAAAACUGGUGACACUGACCCUAUUUUGUCGUUUUUUCAGCUGGAACCAUUCUUGCUUCCAGUCGUCCAGGGGAGUAUCCUCAAAAUUUGCUUCCAUCUCACAGCAUGUGUGACACUUCGGACUUUACCUAUGCGAAUACUUUCCAAUGUGAACAGUUUUCUUCUUUCCAUUGUAUGUUAUCCCUUAACUAUCCUCAGGCUAUCAGAAUUUUCGAUCAGAUGUUGGAAAAAGCAAAAUCGAUGUCACAUUGAUUGCACGGAGGUGCACAAGGAGAACAGGUAAUUUUCCCGUUUUAGGUUCCUAGCCUUUUGAUUGUAUCCGUUAAUGAAACAUUACCGUCGUUAUUCUGCCGUUACAAAACACAGUAGUGUGUUGCACAAGUGAGGUUUGACUUGCUAGAGAGAUUGCAUUAUGAUGUUGUACUGUGGUUCUUAGUUUCUCUUUCUAGUCUUUCUAGCCCAUCUAUCUGCUUUGAUGUAAAAUUGCAGUACCUCAUUUUACUAGGCAUCAGGAAUCUUAUUAGUGUUAAUAUACUCAUUUUGAUUACCUGUUAGGAAUCUUGCAGUACCUCGUUUUGAUCUAUCGUGUAAAAGAUGUUCUUGUUAUCUGAUAAAGUUACUGCGUCUUCUUAUUUUGCCUGAGGUUGACCUCUAUCAAUGGAUCGACUGAUUAUGGAAUAUUUUUCUUUUUGGCGAAGGCUUUUUGCAAGUUUAUAUGUAAACAAAGUGAGAAAUUUAAUUUUAUUCUAGCCACCUAUGAAUUGUUUUGUUAGUUGGAACCUGAAAUUUGUCAGAAAUGUGUGAAACAGGCUCUUGUUCCUCGUGUCUUUUGAUUAAAUAUGCUCUAAUUAGAACAGAAAAAGAUUGUUUUUUUUUCAAAGCCCAGUUCUAAAGUGUACACGGUGCUGAGAAGUGUUCAUCUGAACAGCAAUGUACAUCAAUGGUGGAACAUAAUUGCACACUCCUGCAUACUAUUUAAAAAUAUUUGGUAUCAAAACCACAAUGAGAACUGUUAUUAGCUAACAGACAAACAUCUCGAAGAAUUUAAAAUUUUUACGUUUGAAAGCCACAUUUCUUAACCUAGGUGCACAAUGAAGCCCUUGCUAAAAGUAAGAGGAUCUUAUUUAUGUUUUCAGAUGAGAUGGGUCAUGACUGGUGGACUAUGAGAUGAAACAUAUUUCUUUUUUGUUUAAUUGUGCCCUUUAUAUUGUUAGAACAUUCGAAUAAAACCAUUUUUUGAGGGUUCCCUUAAUAAAAAUGCGCAGUAGCGUCUACUUUUGACACUCUAAGCCUUAAAGAAAAGAUUUUCUGCGAACUGGUUAAAUAAGUAGAGUUCAGAUUUUUUUUCUAUUGGUAAACCAACUCGAGUUCAAGCUAUUUAAUGAUAGGUACCCGCAUGUGGAGACGAGGAGCUGAUUCAGAAGGCUAUGCUGCUAAUUUUGUGGAAACUGAGCAGAUUUUACAAUCAAAGGGCUUCACAGCAUCAUAUGUUCAAGUUAGUUUCCAUCUGUAGCUGUUACAUCUGUCUCAAUGGUGUUAUUUAGCUUGUAGGUUAUGCCAUCUACUUGUUCUGUUCCUAAAUAGCUUGUUGCCUUCUAACUUACCUUCCAUGGAGUUGAAUUUGGGCGCCUCUGCACAGGGGUCUGCGUCUAAAUUAUUCUUCCUGAUACAUGGAAUAUCUAGUGUCUAUGUUGUUAUUUUUCUCUCAUAGUGGCACUUCUGUUUUAGGCAUGCCAGUAUUUUUGUCCUCAUUUUCUUUCUGUUGCCUUUUGUCGUGACAUGGACCAAAAUUUAAUUAGUAAACCAAAUUUACGUGAUGUGUUCCAUAAAUGUUCUCGUGUGGAUUGUUUAGCACCCUUAAGUCCGCUUUAUUUUUGGGAUAUGCCAGUGUUUAGAUUCCAUGCGAAAUUUAGGAAAAUCUUUCUGCUUCUGUUGGUCAGGUCCGAGGAUCUAUACCAUUUUUAUGGGAGCAAAUUGUGGAUCUGACGUACAAGCCAGGAUUUGAAAUUGUGAGACCUGAGGAGGCAGUGAGUAUCCUCACGAAAUUUCGUCUCUGAGCUAGGAAAUCAUCUUUUACUUUUUCUAUCCAUGAUGAGCGCCAGUGUAUUAUGGUUUUUUGUUUCAGCCAAGAAUUGUAGAGCGGCACUUUAUGGAUUUAAGGAAGCGUUAUGGCUCUGUUUUAGCUGUCGACCUCAUCAACAAGGUACAACUUGGAUAAUGCGUAGAAAAAUUAAUGCUUAACUUACCACUGUGCACCUUUCAAAUCAAAGGUUUGUAAAUUGCAUUGUCCAUUCUCAUUAAUCAUCCUCAUGCUUUCACUAACUCACAUUAGCUCUUUUGCUGAUGGAUAAUGGUUAAUGCGCUUGCAUUUCUACCGCUCUAAUCAGUAGGUUCGGCUCAUGUUUUAGCUCUUGCUGAUCCCCAUCUUAUCCUAUCCAAUUCUCAUCUAUCAAAAGCUUGGAGCUAGAUAACUGAUGGUCAAUUCGGUCUGGUGCGGAAGCCAACAAGCAUUUUAGUUUUUGCAAUCCUUGUUUUACUUACCACUGAGAUAUUUAGAAUCUGUCAGCACAGAAACGAUAUCUACUAGGAAAGCUAACUCGACAUUUUUUAAGUUUAACUUUUCAACUAUCCUUCUUUCAAUCUUUGGUGUUUUGAUAUUAGUUUGAAUUGGAUCCCAGUAAAACUGGAAUUCUGUAAGUGCACGCAAGGACUCAUUAGGGGGCGUUUCGUUGUUUCACUCUGUUCACAGAUUUAUCAAGUCAUUGAAAUCACAUCACCGUCGAGACUUCCCCCUCCCCUCCCCUUCUCUCUCUCUCUCUCUCUCUCGCUCGCUCGCUCGCUCUCUCUCGUUUUCGAUUCUUAGUUAUCUGUGAGCUGAUCUUUGCCUAGAUUUGGUUUCUUCGUGUUUUUCAUAGUUGCUGGACAUGUCUUUGUUGACAUGGGUCUUCAGAAUGGAAUUUACAGCGAGUUAUGUCUUUAUUCUAAAAGUCCAAAAAAUUAACCAAUUAAUACACUUAGGAAAUGAGAUGAAUGUCAUAUCUUCUGAUUAUUGCUCUUUCGUCAAUCUAAGGCUUCCAUUUUCUUCCCCGUGUAUAGUUAGCUUUUUGCGUGCAGAAAUGCGUGAAUAAAUGCAAUUUUUAUUCAUGGCUGGUUAUUCUUGUUUUACGUUUGAAGGGAGUGGAUGUUGUGGGUGUUAAUGGAAGAGGAUGUUGGAGUUCAACUGCAGUAGUAGAUGCCUUGCUUCAGUCUGGUUACAUGUCUGGUGUUAAUGAUGGAUGAAGUGCACGCUUGACAAUGUUUUAUAUACUAUCUGCUCCAUUGAAAGUUAAUGUUUGCUGGUUAUCAAUCUUUUUGGUUGCUCAUAUGUAACAGGUUAAUUGUCAUGAUCACAUUCAUGUUCAGAAUCAAUAUUGUCUCGUGGGGUUCAACUCUGGUUGGCAACCUUGUUGAUCUAGUAAAUGAGUCAACUAGAAUACAUGGGGGUCGCUGAAAUUGACAGGAAUCCACCAGAACUGUGCAAAUGUUCCAACACAAAUUCAAAAUGAUUCUUUCAGUGCAUACAUUCAAAUUAUGAUUGAGAUGAGAGGAAUGCGUGUGUCAGAUUCGAGGACUGAUUCUGAUGCCAACUGCAAUUCUGAAAGUUUUGCUACUCUUAUAUAGUAAAACAUUAUCCAUAGAACAUGUUCCACUAUCACUCAUGCUUGUCAUGCGUGCUUUAUGUGAUUGUUUCCAACUUUCUUAAUUUUCUGUGUAUGUCGCAGCAUGGAAGUGAAGGACGCUUGAAUGAAAAAUAUGCAAGUUCUAUGGAGCAGAUUAUCAGUGAAGAAACACGGUAAAAUCUAGUUUGUUGCCAUCAACUUAGUUAAAUGCAUUGCACUCUCCUAAAGUCUAAUUUAUACUAUUAUUUUCAGAUAUGUUCACUUUGACUUCCAUAGUAUUUGCGGCCAUGCUCAUUUUGAGAGGCUCUCUCUACUUUAUGAUCAGAUUGAGGACUACAUGGAGAAACAAGGGUACAAUCUUCAAUUCUCUUUUUACAUCAUGGAUGGAUUGUUAUGAAUAUAAUUUUACCUUCUGUUUACAGUACUAUUCUGUCUGUACUCUUUUAAUUCUCUUGACAUCAUUUUUGAGUUUGUAGCCUCUGAUUCUUCUAUUAUUUUUGGGAUUAAUUUGAACAAGGACAGGCGUAACCUAGAGAAAAUGAUAUAAUCUUUUGAUUUUUAUUCUUUUUUGAGAGGACCAGAUACUCGAUCUCUUCUCACCUUUCUGGAAGUAUGGUGCUCACUGGUGCUGUUAGCCGGAAAAUGGCCAUAUCAUUUUUGCGAAAUUUUCAAUUAUAUGACAACCUUUAUCUGUUUCGAAAAAAUGAAUUCUAUUGAAUAGUUAAAAUGUGAGAGGAAUUCCACCGAUUGACAAUAAACGCCCAAACCCAAGAAAAUGUUUGGACAGUUUGUGAUUUGUCCUGACACAUCUCUGUCGAUAUACAAUCUUUGAACAAGGAGCCACAUUUUUUUAAUAUUCUUUCGGCAAAUGAUUUCAAAAGUGCUCACAAGUAAAGAAAGUAUAUUUCUUUGAUAAUAUUCUAGAUUCAAUGAAAUCAGAUUGACUCUGGUGUACUUGAACGACCUUUUUGUGUGAUUAUAAUUGUUCAGAUCCUAUUCUCAGCAAUUCCUGGUUAUUUUUUCGUCCUUUUGGGUUGAAUAAUAUGUUUUGUCAUCAUGGUGAUCAGAAUCAGAAUUUCAGAUCUGUCUGUCAAAGUAUCUGAUCGGAGGGUUAUUUGGAUUAAAAAUGGAACAAAAUGAUGUACUUAUAAAAUGCAUAUCCCGUAACCCUUUUAAAAUAUAAAAGAUAAGACAGAAUGCAAUAUUAAAUGAAGGACUUUUUUACCAGGUUCAGCGUUAGUUGGACUGGUCAGAUACAACUGCGAGCUGCUUCAAAGAUCAGAUUCCCCAACACCCCUCCUCCCCUCUUUUUUUUCUUCUCCCAGAACAGAAAAUAAACAGGGCAGUGCUGAUUCUUAGGACCAUGACAAGUCACUGAACCGUGGUAACCUUAACCUAGGUAUAGUUGUUCGCCAGGAAGAUCAUUAUCAUUCAGAGAACACUCGAGGUCAAAUAUGAAAAACUUAAAUGUGCAUACAGUCUCAAUAAUUCAGUACACGUGCAUGUGUGACAUCUCUGACGUCCAUUUCGCCAGUUGUGUUAUUGCGAAGACUCUGUUAACUCAACUCCAUUGUCUAUAGGUCUGUCAAGAUGUUAACUGUUUAUUUAUGCAUAGUUGAGGUAUUUAUCGAAGAGGAGUGAUUUUUGACGGUUAUGUCUUCGACAUUUCACUAGAGUUUCCUUUGUGUUUCUGUUUCUCAGUGCUAACUUGAUGGAUAUUCCAUAAUCACUUGGGUUCGUGGAGUUUCCAAUUUUUUAAUUCUUUUGUUCUAACACUGUCAUGCUGAUAAUUUACAGAUAUUUUCUGUCAGACGCAAGUGGUACAAAAAUUGAUGAACAGCUGGGAGUUAUCAGAUGUAACUGUAUAGAUUGUUUGGACAGAACAAAUGUGACCCAGGUGAUGUAGAAAUUCAGAUCCAUCGAUUCUUUUUCCAUUCAAUUGAGAGUGCUACUCGUGAGUAAUUUCCCUUGGUUUUUUAUCGGUUCCUAGUUAUCCACUACUGUAUUGGGCUUAAUUUUGAGUUUAUCCAUCAAACAUGAAUUGCUUUGGGUUUUCAUCUGUCCAGUGUAGAAAAGUAGUUGGGUGCUGGAUAUAAAGGUUUCCAAAAUAUUUGUUUCCUCAACUGGUUCCAGAAGUUAGCAAAAUAAGGCAUGUCCAGUGUAGAAAAAUGCAGAUGUACAUCUAUAUUACUUCUCUUUGUUCUCCUUAUUACUGCUAAAAUAAAGCUCGAUGAUGACAAUGAUGUAUAUCUACAACACCUCUCUUUUUUCUCCUUAUUAUUGAUAAAAUAAGCAUAAUUAGUUAAUUAUAAGCUCACGAAUGAAAAGGCAUCCACGUAGUUUGAAUGUUUUUUGGCGGAGAUCAAUCUGAGGCUACAAUUGUAGUUUGCUGCUUUCUAAGCGUCGAUUUGGUUUUCUAAUGCCCUCUCAUUGUUGCUGGCUAUUGCACUGUUCUCACUGAGGCUACAAGUAUUGUUAUGGUUUGCAGAGCAUGAUUGCAAGGAAAAUGUUGGAGAGACAACUUCGUCGAUUGGAAAUUUUCAAUGCCAGUGACACAAUUAGUGCAUAUGAAAAUUUUGAUGCGAACUUUAAAAUGUGUAAGUCUUUUGUAAUCCAAUUUAAAUAUGUUAUGGAUUUUUAUCCCAAAUUAAAAAACUGAGAGUAUGGCAUCUUACUUUUUUGUGGACGUUGCUGUUAUUUUUAUCACUUUUUAUUUCAGCAUGGGCUAACCAUGGAGAUGAGAUAAGUAUACAGUAUUCAGGUACUCCAGCACUGAAAGGAGAUUUUGUCAGGUACUCUAUCUUUGUGAAGCUUCAUGUACUGAGAUCUAUCUUUCAUCAGUUUAGUACUAAUCAUUUGGGACUUUGAGUAUGAGUAAAGCUUUAAACUGCAUAUUUAUCUGCCAUGAUCUUUGUCUUCGUUCUUCCUUACAUUUAUUUGAAUAUCAGUAGAUAUUGCUCAAGUCUAGAGGCUUACGUCGAUCUAUUUUGUAUUUUUUUAUUCGUGUUAUUCCCAACCUUUCUUCCUCCGGGAAAAAAAUGAAAUUAUCUUGAACUAAUGAAAUUUGGAUAGGGAAUCUUUAGAAAGAGUCUUGACAAGAUCUUUAAUUUUUUAAUGACUCUUACUAUGUUGGAUGAAACUCAAAUCCAUUGGCAAUUUUUUAGUACUUAUUUUUCCACUUGUUUCCCAUAAAUUUGUGAUUAUCAACUAUAUGCAUGAAACAUUUUAGCAUGAACUAAUGAAAAUUGAGAAUAAAAAGUCAUACUAUUUGGCCUUGCAAAGACAAAUCAAACUGAACCAAAUUGGAGAUGACAACAUGCGAUUGGUUUUUGUUGGAUACGAUAUUCAAUACUUGAAGAUUUUAUAUCAUAUGUGCCUCUUGUUGGAGAUAAUGCUUGAUGCCAUUUAGUAUGCUGUUUUGUUUCACACUAUUUGAAACAAAGAUGGAUCGAAUUAUUCUUUCUCUUUGGGUUUCUUAGGCAUGGAAGAAGGACUAUUCAGGGAAUCUUAAAUGAUGGAUGGAAUGCUUUAGCUAGAUAUUACUUUAACAACUUCGCUGAUGGGGCAAAGCAGGUACCUUAACUGAUGUCAACCAAUUUAUUCUGAUUCAAAAACCUUUUCCCCCACAGAUAGCCAUUUAAUGAUUGAUUCAUUUUAGUUUAUGAAUGUUCAAACUGUGUGGCAAUGAAAAAAAUCAAACCUCAAUCAAUAUUUAGAUAGCACCUAAAAGUUUGUUGUAGAGCAGCCUUUACUACAAUAUUCCCAGGCAUUCAUGUAUUAUAUAUUCUUGGGGGCUAGUUUCCGAAAAUGUUUCCAUUAUCUAUUGAAUUCUUAAUUGGGGUACUGUCUAUCUCUUCAAUAAGAACGAGUUAAUUUAUCCUAACCUUUUUUUAGUAAGGUUUGUUAUCUACUUCCAAAUUUAAGCAUCAAUUGUCUUGUUUUGAGUACUGAUUUUGCAACUAGGAAGACAUUUUCAAUUUGCUUUGAUUGUGAUGCCUAUCAUUAUCCAAAUAUGUUUAAAUUUAAAUUGAGCCUCAAGUCUUAGCUACAUCUAGGCUACCAGAUUCCGUGGGAUAAGAAAAAAAAAAUACAUCUGACCUACCGGAUUCAAAUUGUACCCGCAAAGUGGACCAGGCUUAGGUUGUUACAGAUACAAGAGGGCGAAAACUAAAGGCAGAUAUCGCUAGGAAGAGCUACUUAUGAGCAUUUUUUAGGCCGGUUGGCAACAUUCAAUGUCUCAUUCUGAUCUUCUUAUGAGGGAAAUUGGUGAGGCGAGCCUAGGACAACAUAUGGGGUUUCCUGCGCUAAGUUCCGAUCUCCAGCCAUCCGAGUAUCCACAUCAAGUUCCAUUGCUAUUCAUCUCUUCCCCCUACAACCAGGUGUUCUCUCCUGCUUUCGUGUCUUCUUCCUUUCUGUUGCGGGGAGGCUCUUUUCAUCCCCCAAGGACUGCUUCCUAGAUGAAUGAGGUCUAAGGUUUUAGCUCCUAAUGCUACUCCUAUUGCUGUUGUUACUGCUGUUUGGAAUUGGCAUCUUUUCUCAGAGGGGCCAUUUCUUUCAGGAAGGUUUUUCAAUUAAAUGAAUGUGCUUGUGUCCUCAUCUAUUUUCGUGGGAGUGUGGAACUAACUGAAUUUUAUUCUUGUCACUCACUCUAGUUAUAGCCUUCUUAUGUUUGAAUGUAACUCACAAUGCUUUCAUUUUGUGGAUAAAGGAUGCGAUUGAUCUACUACAUGGGCACUACAUUGUUGCUGUGAACCGAGAUAUGUCACUUCCAUUGCAAAAGAGAGGAUUAGAGUCUCUAACUGUGAGUCCCCCUUUUCUGUCAAAGUUCAAUUCAAAUAUUAUGCAAAUUUCUUGUCGUGUUGACAUUCUGAACAUUUUAUGGCUAUUUCCAAAAUUGAGAUUUUACUCGUUUCCUCGAAAAUCAUAUCCGGGAAUGGGAAAUAGUACCCUCAACGUAGUGUUUAGCAGCUGUAACUGCAUUCGGAUAGCCAAUUAACUGACCCAUGUCAAUGGCAAAAUAGAGUGAAGCUACCUGCAUCAAGUCUUAUAUUCCUCAUGAGAUUAUUGGUUGGUAGCUUUAUUGCUUUCAAUUAUGUUUAAACUCUUGUACUCAACGGUUAAAAGGAGGAAAUUCAGAGCUAACAAAAUGCUUAGUACAUAGAUCUGACCCAACAGAAAAAAUGAGAAGAUUACCAUGAGGCUGACUGUAGGCGAUGGUGCCUACGCACUGGUGGACAACAACUAAAUGGGGUUGCAGAAGAUGGUGACAGAUGAGUGCUUAUAAUAGUGAAUGAUGAUCACAGCUUUUGAUUAGGAUUGAGUGAUUAUAUAACGGGCGACAGUUACAAAUAUAGAUGAUGAUCAUGGAGUGCCUGUGAUGUUGAGUUACAAUUACAAUGAUAAGUGAUGAUGUUAACAUGCCUUUGAUGGUGGGAGAAAUAGUAGAUAGCACAUGAUUGUGAAGGGUGCGCGUUGUUGGGUGGUAUGAUCAUGAUAAUGACAAGCAUCAAUGCUUUUAAUUAAUCUGAAGUUGUUGGUGGCGUUAAUGGGUGAUAAUGAUAUUUAAUGUAACAAUGAACAACCAUUGUAAUAGCUGGUGGGAUUAAAAAGUGGACAGCCGCAGAAUAGUAUGAUUGUGUAGUUGGGGGGGAUGGUGGUGGUGAUAGUUGUUGAUAAUUAUGGCUGGAGUUGCUGUAGUUAGUGAUAAGUUGUUGAGUAAAAUAUCACUGAGAUGGUGGGUUCGACCUGCGUUAAAUAUUUAAUGAGUUAAAAGAUAUCUUCAUAGCCAAUCAUGAAAAGAUUAUGGAGCCACAACAGAAUAAUAUCUCCAUAUUACAUCUCCUUAAUGUUGCUUUAUAUCUCCAUAAAUAUUUCAUGAAUUAUCUCACUUGAAGGGCAGAUAUGCUACGUUUUAUUGUGAAGGAAACUCUUUGCUGAAACAUAGGCAUUAUCAUUUAAUGUCUGCUCCCUUUAAUUUUUUUCCAUUAUGGAAUCCUUGAUCUGAUGGAUCAAAUUUCGUACUUGGCUGAGCGACAAGCAUCAAACUUUUCUUGUUUUGACCAGAAAACUAAGGCCGAAGUUACGGCCUUUCAUAUGUGCACAUAUUAUAAUCGAAUGCAUCAAAAUUUCGUGUCUGCAAGUUAUUCUGCUUGAAUGGAAAGUAUAAAAAGGCACCUUAUUUUUUCUCUAUGUGCAGUCAUUUCCAUUGGCCUCAGCAUUGGUUUUGGCUGGAGUUGUAUUUGCUUCAAUCUCAUUGAGACAAGGUGAGAUAAUUGUGACGUAAUGUUUCUGAACGAUUCAAUUGAGAUAAACCAUGCGUUAUGGAUUUACUUCGCUACUUCUAGCGAUAGCUCUUUAUUGAUUGCUUUGUUGGGGAAAAUCGAUUUUUGUUGUUCUCAAUUAUCUCCGCAUUUGGAAUAUUAUUUGCAUAUAGCCAUUUCAGAUACAUCGAUAUUUUUCCAACGUUUUUAUGAGGAAAAUUAGGACGAGUAGUUUUUUUGAAAUGCCAUAUUUGGCGGAUUUUCCUUCCCUUUUCGUCCGUAUUUGGAAUGCUACCCUUAUUUUACAGGAUAAUGAUCUGUGAUGAUGACAGGAGUUUCAAUUUUCAUCCAUGCUAAAUACAGAUGAAGAUGUAUUUAUCAGCUCUGACUAAUUGUGUCUUGCUAUAUUCAUUCCCAAAGCUCCAGGAUGCGAGUCUCGUUCACCAACAAAACCUAUAGUCUUUUCAAUCAUCAAAAGUCGUAUCCCACAAACUUCUAUCUGAUUAUCGUGCAUAAAUUUCCUUCUUCUGACAGUCAACUCCAGGACCUUUUGAAGAUACUCACGGGUACAAACCUGGGUUCUAGAUCGCUUUAUGAAUGGUUGUUUCAGAGGACAGUUUGGACAUUUGUCAAAGCCUCAGUGUUGUCCAUUCUGACUGUAGAUGACCAGGGUUCCUUCUCUAGUCUCCACCACUUACUACUGCCAAGUUUCUGUCAUCUCGGCAUCAAUGUUGGUAUGUCUAGGAGUUAGUCCAGGCUUUGAUGACUGAAAUAUACAACCACCUGCUAGCCUAUGCACUUCACACGUUGACCUUUUUGCACUGUCAUAUACAACGAUGGGCAUUCUAUUUCUACACCCACCAUCAUUAGAGACGGAGAGGACUAUCUAUUCCUUUACUAGGCCAGUAAAGUGGCUUGAUGAACUCAUUAGUGAUGCCGUUAGAAUCCGAACGUGAAUCGCAGUGCCCUUACCCAUUCCUGCUAGUAUUUUCCCAGGAGACCAUGUGCUCGGACCCCACAUUACUACUAAACGAGCGACUUUCAACCUAGCUUUCCCAAAAAGGUGACAUUCUUGAUGACGCCUUUCCUUGGUAUUGUGGUAGAUAAUACACAGAAUCUCUCUCUCUCUCUCUCUCUCUCUCUCUCGAUGAAAGUAUGUCGAGGGAAUUCCUUUUCCCCCAGAGCUUUCAAGAUAUGCAUCGCAUGAAUCACCUCAUCCGCUGAAUCUUAUUUAAUUUUGCCAUGGCCCAAGUAUUACAUCUUCAGUUAAACAAUACUUCAUAUUUUUUCGUAAUUCUUCUCCACUGCAUGCUCGCUCACAACUCCUAACUAUGAGCCUUGCCUUGCCUUGUCUUGCAGCACGCCACGACAUUAGCCAUUUAUUAUUUUCCGUCGCCUGGACGGGCGUUAGCUUGGGCGUUAUGGCUUUUGUUAGAGCUAAUGGCCGGCUGUUCACCAAUCGCCCCCGUCUUCUUCAACGCCGCGUUUGA